This is a messenger RNA of Closterium sp. Yama58-4, 483 nucleotides long. The record is from the annotation of a GenBank genome assembly. Lineage: Eukaryota; Viridiplantae; Streptophyta; Zygnematophyceae; Desmidiales; Closteriaceae.
AUGGCCCAUGACCCCAUGACUGGCCUCCAGUUCACGGAUGUUCAGCUGCUCAGUCCCACUCUCAAAUCAGACGCCCCAGACCCUGUCACACCAGGCCCCAUGCUGCUGGCUCGGCAACCAGUGGUGCUGCUCACAUGCCCGCCCAACGCUCACUUCCUGCCACCAUCACAACCCAAGAUCGCUGUCAAGAGAAGGAGGGACAGGAGGCAGCAGCAGAGGGGAAUGGGUACUGAGGGGGAUUCUUUGUCAGAAGGCAGGGGGAGCAGGAGGCAGCAGUGGGGCAUGGGGUGUGUGUGGCCAAUCAGAGCAUGGCAAGUGGUGGUUGUGCUUGCGCUCGUGGCUGCUGCGGCCCCUCUGCCCAUCCUCGUGUACCUUCGACAAUGCCGAUUCAUGGCGGGUGCAUUUGGCCCGCUCGCAUUCAUACUCUCUCCGGGAUACUCUUGGCUCCCCUUCAUCCUACUCCUUGGGAUAUUUCUACCGUAG